This is a messenger RNA of Silurus meridionalis, 3906 nucleotides long. RefSeq names its product arf-GAP with coiled-coil, ANK repeat and PH domain-containing protein 2-like. Gene Ontology annotation, cellular component: cytoplasm. The transcript has 23 exons. The record is from RefSeq and is a predicted model, not a curated record. The coding region runs from base 344 to 2782 and encodes 812 amino acids. Lineage: Eukaryota; Metazoa; Chordata; Actinopteri; Siluriformes; Siluridae. Gene Ontology annotation, molecular function: GTPase activator activity; protein binding.
AAUAUGGGUGGGAGAGCAGAAUACACAACCCAUCUACUUGGCAAUACUGACCUGAACCUAUCUGAGUUCUUGCGGUGAACCGAGUAGUAAAAUAUACAUCUGUUUUAGAUUGCACACAGUUUUAAAGCGUUUUGGAUAGUUAUAUAUGUCCCUGGGAUUUAUUUUCGGUUUUAUUUGUCAGCCAGCAGCAGGACGGCUAGCUGGGCUUGUGUUUAUCGCUGAGCUGGCUAGGACUCUCCGGGAAAGCUGGACUGCUAACUGGGCUCCUCUUCGCCUUCCCUUAUAAUCCAGCAAGAGUAUAUACCACAAGUUCCUUUUCCGAUUCGCGCUUCACGAGACGAACAUGAGGAUCACGGUGGACUUUGAGGAAUGUCUUAGAGACUCCCCGAGAUUCAGGGCCACAAUUGAGGAAGUGGAAGGAGAUGUGUGUGAGCUGGAGUCUAAAUUAGAUAAGGUGGUAAAGCUGUGCAUUGGGAUGAUCGACGCUGGGAAAGCGUACGUCACAGCCAACAAGCAGUUUGUCAGUGGCAUCCGGGAAUUAGCACAGCAGUCAGCUGAAGACGAGGUCAUAGAGUCGAGUCUGACAAAGUUUGCUGAGAGCCUACAGGAGAUGACCAACUACCACACAAUUUUAUUUGACCAGGCCCAGCGCUCAAUCAAAUCACAGCUUCAGAUGUUUGUUAAAGAGGACCUGCGCAGGUUUAAGGAGUCGAAGAAGCAGUUUGAUAAAGUGAGCGAGGAGAACGAGGCGGCACUGAUCAAGAACUCGCAGGCUCCCAGAAAUAAACCCCACGAGGUGGAUGAAGCCAAUGGCAUCCUUAGUGCUACACGCAAGUGCUUCCGCCAUAUUGUCUUGGAUUACGUCCUCCAGAUUAAUCUUCUGCAGUCCAAGAGACAAUCAGAAAUCCUUAAAUCGAUGUUGUCCUUCAUGUACGCCCACCUGACCUUCUUUCACCAAGGUUACGACCUGUUCAGUGAACUUCACCCUCUAAUGAAGCACCUCGGGGGGCAGUUGGAGCAGUUGAUGAAUGAUGCAGCGAAGAAUAAGAGGGACAUGGAAACAAAACACUCCACUAUUCAGCAAAAGGAUUAUUCGAAUGACGACACCAGGCUGGAGUACAAUGUGGACACAGAGAACGGGAUUAUUAUGGAGGGUUAUCUGUUCAAGAGGGCUAGUAAUGCCUUUAAGACCUGGAACAGGCGUUGGUUUUCUAUUCAGAACAAUCAGUUAGUGUACCAGAAGAAGUUUAGGGAUAACCCUACUGUGGUGGUGGAAGAUCUGAGGUUGUGUACAGUUAAACAAUGCGAGGACAUCGAGCGGCGCUUCUGCUUUGAGGUGGUUUCACCCACAAAGAGCUGUAUGAUGCAGGCUGAUUCGGAAAAGCUGAAGCAGGCGUGGAUCAGAGCCAUGCAGAACAGCAUCGCUACAGCCUUCAGAGACAGAUCAGACUCAGAGAAGUUAGACAGGAAGUCCUCGCCUUCCACCGGAAGUUUGGAGUCUGAUACAAGAGAGAGGAGUCUAAAAGGAGAAGGUGCCUUGCAGAAGGUCAUGGCCAUCGCAGGAAACAAUACAUGCUGCGAUUGUGGACAGCCAGACCCCAAAUGGGCCAGCAUUAACCUGGGGAUCACGCUGUGUAUCCAGUGUUCUGGCAUUCACAGGAGUUUAGGAGUUCAUUUCUCCAAAGUGAGAUCUCUGACUCUGGACACAUGGGAGCCUGAACUGCUGAAGUUAAUGUGUGAGCUUGGAAACGGCGUCAUAAACCGGAUUUAUGAAGCACGCACCGAGGAGCUCAGGGCACGGAAACCUCAGCCAGGAGACUCCAGGCAGGACGUGGAGUCAUACAUCAGAGCGAAGUACGUCAAUCGGAGGUUCAUCAAAAUGCCAUCGGAUGAAGAACUGAAGCUGAAGAUCAUGGCUUUGAGUGUAGAGCAGAAACAACCCAGCGACUCCUCUGAACUACAAACACGACAAGCAGCACAACAUAAACACACACAGAGAACAGGACCUGCAUUAGGGGUUCCAGCUGUGAGUGGCCUUGAAGUUUCCAGCGAAUCUCUCUUCUGUCCUGAUGAGUUAGAUUCUCUGUUCUCCUACUUUGACGCGUCUGGCCAGCGCAGUAUUAAAAGUGCCGAUGGUGGCGUCACGAACAAAACCGAAGAAAGCCCCGGGGGUUUAAACACCAGCCAGAAUCAUACAGCUGUAGAUGAGUCGUAUUCCUCCACGUGUAGCAAUAAGGUGAAGCUGGUCUUCUCCGAACCAAAGCAGUUCUCUCCCAGCUUGCAGCUGUACUGGGCCUCAUUCACACGCAGCCUACCGGACAUGGCCGAGGCUUUGGCACACGGGGCAAAGGUCAACUUUAUAAAUACGGAGGAGGAGAAAAGAUCGCCGCUGAUCAUGGCUGUACACGGAGGCUCUCUGGUUGCGUGUGAGUUUCUGCUGCAGAAUUCAGCCAGUGUGAAUCAGUGUGACAGUCAGGGUAGAGGACCAUUACACCAUGCCACCAUCCUGGGACACACCGGACAAGUGUGUUUAUUCCUGAAGCGUGGAGCCAAUCAGAACGCAACAGACAUCGAAGACAAAACGCCGCUGUCUAUUGCAGUAGACGCCGCUAAUGCAGACAUCGUAACACUGCUGCGAUUGGCCAAGAUGAACGAAGAGAUGCGAGAGUCGGAGGGACCGUACACGGGUCAUCCAGGUCAAUAUUCCUCUAACAGUCUCACUGAGGUCCAGUACAGGAAGUGUAUAGAAGAGUUUAUUUUUUUACAGCUCAGAGACUCGUAAUAGUCUGGAGAUUCAUCAUAAGAUCGGGGUCCUUUUCUGACAGUAAUGUAGCUGCAAGUCACCAGUUUCUAUUCAUGCAUUCAUUCUAGUCCUUUAUUGUCUCUAUAGUAACAGCUUAUUCAUAGGGGUCUUUUGUAUGAACGCAUUAUUUCAUAUUCGUAAAGGGUGUGUCCUGGUGUCCUAGACAUUUGUUUUAAGGACAUUUGUGCUCGAGUACACCGGGAAUAUUCACUAGACAACACGUCACCUGGUUUCCAAGUAGAACUGUCCAAUAUUUUGGGAUUUUAUGCACAAUAAUGUCAAACAAACUAGUGAGCUGUUUUUUCUUGAAAUAUUCUGCAGUUGUCGUGAUUGUCGUCUUGAGCCGCAUCGCAAAAAAAACUUAUUGAUUGGCGUUCACGUUCAGAAAGAUCUACUCGAGGAUCCAGAAGUAUGGGUCAGAAACAGCCCUUCUUUUUAAUUUUUUUUUAAUUGCAACCUGAUAGAUUUUUAAGAUUAUAAGUAGAGGUUAACCGACAGUGGAUUUUACUAAAACCUAUAACUAGGUUGGAUCUUACCUGCCGAAAACCGAUUUAGCAAUCGAUAGUUUUUAAAAUGGAUACUGGAUUAAAAAAAAACAAAAAAGAAAGAAAUCACGUCUAAAAUAGUGCUGAACUUUACCACGGAUUUAUUUAUUUAUUUAUUUUUUUAAGUACUGAAUAAGUACAGAAGAAAUAUGAAUUAUAUUAAUACAUAUUUAGGAAACUGAAAGGCAUGCAUUCAAACUAAAACAGCAAACAUUGUUUCCUUGUAAGCAGAACGUAUGUAUACUUAUAUACCUUUUACGUAUGAAAGAAUGUUCUAGAUGCAGCAUCAAGGAUAAGAGCCAUAACUAUUUGUAGAAGUGGGCACGUAGACACGCACUGCCAAGCACCUGCUGCCACAAAGGGUUAUGGUUCUUAUCCUUAUUGCUGCAUCUAUAACAUUCUUUUACGCUGAAUACACAGAAAAAUUGUACUGAUCGCGAGGAAACAAUGAUUAUGUCAAGAUCAUGAGAAAAUUAAGUCUGGAAAAGCAAAAACAACUUUUCUUAUGUUGAGAUCAUGAGAAAACAAGAAAAAAAAAAUAUUAUUGUAAUGCAUGGC